Messenger RNA from Chelonoidis abingdonii (Abingdon island giant tortoise), 661 nucleotides. The record is from RefSeq and is a predicted model, not a curated record. Lineage: Eukaryota; Metazoa; Chordata; Testudines; Testudinidae.
AUGCUCUCACCCCUUCCCCUCCUCACUCCCCCUCCGGCCCUGCCCCAGCUUCUCCUCCUACCCAAGCCUCUUUCUCCCCAGUCAGGCCAUUCUGUGAGCCCUUUCCCAAGUCUCACUCCCACAGGAGCCCUCUUGAGGGCUCGUGCCACCUCUCGUGUAUUGCCAGGGGCUCCCGUGCAGGGUCUGGUUGGGUCUGACUCCCCGCUCCCCCCAUCAGGCCUGCACUCUAGGCGCAUAUUCCACACGGUGGUGUCGGAGCCCGGCCCGGGGCUGCCCUGGUACAGCAGUGUUGCAUAUGUGGAUGAUCAGGUCAUCUUCGACUACACCAGCGAAUCGCAGAGGGUGGAGCCCCGCCAAGUGUGGAUGGCGCAGAACCAGGGUCCGGAGUUCUGGGACUAUCAGAACUUUUGGGCACAGCGCUGGCAGGCCUGGUUCAAUGCGAGUCUGAACACCCUGCGUGAACUCUACAACCAGACCGGCCUGGGGGUAUCACCGGAGACCAUGACUUGGGUAGCAGCAGAUAUUGGAGCUCAGAUCACCAAGAGGAGAUGGGAUGCUGAAAUAAAUGACAACCAGGGAUGGAAACACUACCUGGAAGAGGAAUUUGUUUCCUGUCUAAGAAGUUGUCUAGAGUACGGGAAGGAGACUCUACAGAGGAAAG